AUGAAUACCUCGGAUAUUUACUAUGAUGGUGGGCGCUUCCAACUGCAGUCACCGGAAGAGUAUGACUAUAACCCGCCCUCCUGCCGCUACAGCCGUGACAGCGAGCGGGUACGGAUCCCCAUGCCCCCUUGUGCCUCUGUCGAACACCGGAGCAAGGGGACUUUACUGCCCUACGAUCUAUCUCCCUGCCAGUACUCGAGUCCUGUUCAGACACAUACCCAGGACCAGGAAUACCUGACAGUUCAGGGUCGUGUACCGAACGACUACCACCCAGGAGACAGCCAAGUGGUGGAGGGAGAGUCCCCGGCACAAGUGACAUUCCCCUGGAUGAGGAGCUCCAGAGUUCACUCAUACCAAUCACUCCCAGGUGAGCAGGCUACUUUAUAGGUGCUACUUUAUAAUAUACAUAUUUUUUAGCUGGAUAUCAAUCAAAACUAUAGAUUCUCAUUUUAAUUUAGGCCUAGGCCUACAGUUAUGUUGUGAAGCGAUUUUGUCUGACAGGUAAAAUAAUGAGAUGGGAGCAAAGGUUUCAGAAGGCCUCAAAACAUGGCCUAACGUGAAAUAAAUAAGGUUAUAGCAUAAGAGUGAACAUGCAAACAAAGUCGAGAUAAAUGAACUGAACAACUAACCACACACCUUUUAUUUGUAUGUAUCUUUUAAUUUAAGGUGGUUAUACCCAGAACGGGGACGAACCCAAGCGGAGCCGCACAGCGUAUAGCCGGGCUCAGUUAUUGGAGCUGGAGAAGGAGUUCCUCUUUAACAAGUAUAUAUCCAGGCCUCGCAGAUACGAACUGGCCACCACACUUAAACUGACCGAGAGACACAUCAAAAUCUGGUUCCAGAACCGGCGGAUGAAGUGGAAAAAAGAAGAAACGAAAAAACGAAGUCCCUCUGACCACCAUGAACCGGAGUCUUCCAAUAAGGAUUGA
Messenger RNA from Coregonus sp. 'balchen', 929 nucleotides. Lineage: Eukaryota; Metazoa; Chordata; Actinopteri; Salmoniformes; Salmonidae. The record is from the annotation of a GenBank genome assembly.